AUGGAGCAGGUAUCUCUGCUUAGUAAUAUAGGUAUCUUCUUAGAUGAAGGAGGUGAUGUUUUGUCAGAAGAAGAAGACGAUGAUACAUUUGAUGUAAAGGAAUGUUUUACAAACUGUCAACAAGGGUUCUGCUCUGUUCGAGCUAUUCAUCGGAGGUUCCCGAUUACAACAUGGCUUCCUCGCUAUACACUGGCUGAUCUUAAAGGUGAUGCAAUUGCUGGAGUGACUGUAGCUCUAACUGUUAUUCCACAAGGUCUAGCUCUUGCAAUAUUAGCUGGACUACCACAACAGUAUGGACUGUACACUGCUUUUAUGGGCUGCUUUAUGUAUGUCAUAUUUGGAAGCUGUAAGGACCUGACAAUAGGACCUACUGCUAUAAUGUCCAUUAUAACCUCCGAACAUGUUCUUACUGGAGGAGUUUCUUACUCUGUAUUACUUACCUUUCUCUGUGGAUGUAUUCAAUUGCUAAUGGGCUUUCUUAAUUUAGGGUUUUUAAUAAAUUUUAUACCUGCACCUGUGAUUAGUGGCUUUACUUCUGCAGCUGCCAUAACCAUUGCUACAACUCAGUUGAAGGUAAGCUUACUUCAAACCAUUUACUGA
Messenger RNA from Limulus polyphemus (Atlantic horseshoe crab), 600 nucleotides. RefSeq names its product sodium-independent sulfate anion transporter-like. Bases 1 to 600 code for a protein of 199 amino acids. Gene Ontology annotation, molecular function: sulfate transmembrane transporter activity. The transcript is spliced from 4 exons. Gene Ontology annotation, biological process: transmembrane transport. NCBI's taxonomy places the organism in Eukaryota, Metazoa, Arthropoda, Merostomata, Xiphosura, Limulidae. Gene Ontology annotation, cellular component: membrane. The record is from RefSeq and is a predicted model, not a curated record.